GUUCGCCACAUCCUGUCUGKUUGCCAUUGUUGUUCUGCAUCUUUAUUUUUAUUCUAAAUAUGUAUUUUCUGAUGUAAAUUCAACAGCAUUGAAUCCUCCUAUUGGCUGCGAACCUCCGGGACUAAGCCGCCGUUUGAAAUUAAACACAGUGAGGCUUAAAUGGAGCUAACGGGCCGCUAGCAGCAGGCUAACUGAAGCUAACGGCGGCUAACUUGUGUUAGCUUUGUUUUUGUUGUGAUUUCGUUCAAACAAACACAUACUUCCUAAAAUGACAUCAGCCUCUGCUAAGGUCGGGGAAAUCUUCUCCGCAGCUGGAGCAGCUUUCACCAAGCUGGGCGAGCUGACCAUGCAGCUCCACCCGGUGUCCGACUCCAGCCCUGCAGGAGCCAAAUGGACGGAGACGGAGAUUGAGAUGCUGCGCCUGGCUGUGCGUCGCUUCGGAGACGACCUCAACAACAUCAGCACCGUGAUCAAAGAGCGCACCGUCGCUCAGAUAAAGAGCACAGUGAAGAGGAAGCUGUAUGAGGACAGCAGAGUCCCCAUCGCCACCGAAUCCCCCAAGAAAACUGUGAAGAAGGCCGCGGUUACCAUGGCGCCAGCCCCCGUCCCUACAACCCCUGCCAUGAUUACUGUACCGACUUCGCAGGUUGUCGUGGCGACGGGGAUGCAGAACAGCCCGUCGUUAGCCCCGCCCAUUAAAAAGCAGAAGACAGCAGACGUCACGCUCAGCGCUCUGAACGACUCGGACGUCAACAGCGACCUGGUGGACAUUGAAGGACUCGGGGACGGCUCGUCCAACAAGAAGCUGAACUUUGACCAAGAGAGCCUGAACCUGGACUCCAGCCUCAUCAUGAACUCCAGUGACCUUCCUCUGCUGUCCCGCUGACCUCUACGCUGAAGCUCUCGCCCCUCCUCUCCCUACAGGCUUUUAUUCUGAAAGGACAGUAGAGCCAGUUUUACUGUAGAGGAGGCUGCAGGUUAAUUAAUCCCCAACCAGAACCAGACUGACCCGUUGGGUUCUGGAUCUGGUAAUCUGAUGUUAAUAAACAGCUGUUGUUUAUGGGUCAUA
Poecilia reticulata (guppy) is the source of this 1069-nucleotide messenger RNA. It is a transcript of the gene bacc1, whose product is annotated as BPTF associated chromatin complex component 1. Lineage: Eukaryota; Metazoa; Chordata; Actinopteri; Cyprinodontiformes; Poeciliidae. The record is from RefSeq and is a predicted model, not a curated record. Gene Ontology annotation, cellular component: MLL1 complex; NURF complex.